AUGCCGAUCCAAUCACGAAAUGAAGGGAGCCAGCACCAGCUCAGCACGGCGCGGCCACUCGUCGACGAGGAGCGUGAUGAAGUGGCCUCCUCUCUCGCUCUUGUCUGUGCUGCCGUCGUGACUGCCAGCCAGGAGAGGCGUGCGCUGUCGGUUCCACUGGAGGCCCGGGCUAUGGAGAUCGGAUCCCCAGCUGACGGCAGUGGUCGUCGGCUGGAGGUGCACAUCCAGACGCUGUCACGGCGGGCUCGGGCUCUUGAAUCAAGAGUCUUGAUAGCGGAGACCGUCGUGGAUUUCGGGCAAGACGCCCUAGCGGUGACGACCACGGGGACGCCAGGCAUCGGCAAGUCCAUGUUCUUCGCGUACUUCUUCCUGCGCUUCAGCGUCGAGAACCAGAAGACCACGAUCAUCGCCGCCUCAUUCAGCACGCAUUCCACAAUGACGGAGGUGAACGAAGCGAAGGACGGACUGAUUCACUUGUACGACGGGCCACCACAAUACAGUCCCGUGGGCUUUCACAUGCAAGAGCGAAUGGCACCCCGUUCUGGUCAUGCCGCUCUGGGAUCUGAGGAGCUGCACAUUGCAUCUGAAGAAGUGAAUCUCACAGGAACUGCGCCGCUUGGUAACGGAACCCAGAGGAAUCGGGAAGAGGGACCUAGCAUCGCUGUCCACGAGCUGACCAAGUUUGCGGACGUAAUUGAACAGCGCUUCCGCGUAUUUGACGGAGUUGCCCGUGAGUGGACAAAACCUUCGUUGAUCGACGGCUAA
Molecule: messenger RNA, 765 nt
Organism: Phytophthora sojae
Lineage: Eukaryota; Oomycota; Peronosporomycetes; Peronosporales; Peronosporaceae
Exons: 6
Coding region: 1-765 (254 amino acids)
Source: RefSeq, a predicted model, not a curated record